GGGAGAAAGGUUUCACUCUUGUCAUCAUGUCUCGCUGGUGUCUGUACGUCUUCCUGAUUCUGGUGUUCUGCGAUGUGGCCUUGCUCAAAAAAAAGAAAGCUGCACAGACUCUCUCCAGAGGCUGGGGAGACGACAUCACCUGGGUUCAGACCUAUGAAGAAGGGUUGUCCAAAAUGAAAGAGAGCAAUAAGCCUCUGAUGGUUAUUCAUCACUUGGAGGAAUGUCCGUACAGUCAAGCUCUCAGAAAGGCUUUUGCUGAGAACAAGGAUAUCCAGAAGAUGGCUCAGAAUGAUUUCAUCAUGCUCAAUUUAAUACACGAGACGACGGAUCCUAAUAUGGCUCCUGACGGCCACUAUGUUCCUAGGAUUCUCUUUGUUGAUCCCUCAAUGACGGUACGAGCCGACAUCAUUAGCAAGUACUCGAACAAGCUGUACGCCUAUGAACCUGAAGACAUGGACCAUUUGGAGGAGAACAUGGCAAAAGCCAAGUUGUAUCACAUCGAGCUGUAAUGAGAUCAGAAACGACAGUGACAGACCAGAUCCUGAAUGCAGAAUAAGACUAAAACUGCUCUGUACAUGGACGCUAUUUUUUUAGGAGUCAUCUGAAGA
Molecule: messenger RNA, 608 nt
Organism: Trichomycterus rosablanca
Lineage: Eukaryota; Metazoa; Chordata; Actinopteri; Siluriformes; Trichomycteridae
Gene: agr1
Product: anterior gradient 1
Exons: 8
Coding region: 27-509 (160 amino acids)
Cellular component (GO): endoplasmic reticulum
Source: RefSeq, a predicted model, not a curated record